AUGCUUCUGAUGCAAAGGAUUAUUCUUGGAGAACAUAAGAUAGUCCCAAGGCCUACCUACUACGUCAUGAAAAUCUUACGUACCACAUCACCGGUCAAUAUGCCCACUCUGCCUACUAUUCCGUAUCCUCUCCUCAAUAACGCCGUGCUCGACAUCGACGUCAAUGCCUGUUACAGCUUUCAGCUUAAAGACGUGCCCCACGGAACAAUCCUCCCCUCCAAGCUUACCGUUCUUCCAGUCUUUGAGUCCAGAUACUGA
Messenger RNA from Aspergillus nidulans FGSC A4, 258 nucleotides. RefSeq lists its product as uncharacterized. The coding region runs from base 1 to 258 and encodes 85 amino acids. NCBI's taxonomy places the organism in Eukaryota, Fungi, Ascomycota, Eurotiomycetes, Eurotiales, Aspergillaceae. The transcript is spliced from 2 exons. The record is from RefSeq and is a predicted model, not a curated record.